Molecule: messenger RNA, 624 nt
Organism: Penicillium egyptiacum
Lineage: Eukaryota; Fungi; Ascomycota; Eurotiomycetes; Eurotiales; Aspergillaceae
Source: the annotation of a GenBank genome assembly
AUGCCCACUAUGACAAGUACCUUGAUCCCAGCCCAUUUCAGUAUCGCGACUGAACGGCUGCACAUUUCCUGCCUUGAGCCAGGAAACCUUUCGCACAGCACCUUUCUUCACCACCUCUGGAAUACAGAUGAAUUUAUCGAGGCAGAAGGGAACACAGGCCUUGAUACACAAGAGAAGAUCGGCGAGUUCAUCACUAACAAAGUCCAAAGCAACUACAAGAAAAAUGGAUAUGGACAGAUGCUUGUGUCUUUGAAACCGCACCCUGGGGCCUCAUUGGCCGAAAGCAAACCGAUUGGAAUCGUUUCCCUGAUGAAGGGUGAUGGAGAGAACGCAUACACAGCGCCUGACGUAGGGUACACUAUUCUGCCACAAGAGAACAGGAAGGGAUAUGCCACUGAAGCGGCGACCGGGCUGAUCGCCUAUGCAAAGAGAGAAUUAGGGGUGGAGGGCGUGUUUGGGUUCUGUGCUCAAAAUGACAAGCGCAGUCGAAGAGUCCUAGAAAAGAUCGGUAUGGAGUUUCGGGGGAAACGACAUCUGAAAUAUUUUGGAGGGGCCCAUAGUGCCGUCUAUGCAUUGCCCGGAAUGGAGGAUUUGAAGGAUUAUGGAAUUGAGGACGAUGUUUGA